This is a messenger RNA of Mycetomoellerius zeteki, 4043 nucleotides long. It is a transcript of the gene centrocortin, whose product is annotated as cerebellar degeneration-related protein 2-like. The coding region runs from base 630 to 2846 and encodes 738 amino acids. The transcript is spliced from 7 exons. NCBI's taxonomy places the organism in Eukaryota, Metazoa, Arthropoda, Insecta, Hymenoptera, Formicidae. The record is from RefSeq and is a predicted model, not a curated record.
CGGUGCGGGACGCGGCGCAGACGCUCGCUAGUCGCUAUACGCCUGGACGCGGCUAUCGGCCUGGCGGGGCAGUGCCAGCGGUGCCAGUCAAGCCGGAGUGACAACGUCGGAGUGACCGCGUCGUGAGCUGUCAAAUUGCCGUCUUCGCUUGGUAUCGGUAGUUCCGCAAAACCAACCGCGUGGUUGAUCCUCGAAUCCGCAGCCGCCUGGUCCGAAAGCACACGGGGGGGACGAUCGGGACGAUCCUAAGGAGACGGCGGACGCGCCGUCGCAGGUGGCAUCGGGAGUAACCACCGCCGCCGUCGAGAGAAAGUGACGUUCCGGAGUCGGCAGCCCAUGGCCGGUAGCUUUUCGCGAGCUCUCCGAGGUCCGUGAGGGCCGCGAGUCCCCCCCGAGGUUACCGCACGUCGCGCGUCGAUUGGCUCGCCCGUGGCCGUGCUGCGAGCUCGCGCCAAUAGCUCCGCGAGCGCACGGGCCAGGCGGCCCCUCGCCCUCGCCCUCGCCAUCGCCAUCGCCAUCGCCCUCGCGCCGCGCACCGUGCCGGUUCGAGGAACCGGACCCAGACCCGCUCGGUGCCGCUCGGCUUUAUCGAGGACGUGCGCACGGCACCGCUGGACAUCCUCGCGAAAAUGAGUCUCCUGUCCUCUUCCAUCGGCGGCGUCCGCUACCACGCGGACGAGGACGCUGACCAGAAUAUGCUCCAGGAUCUACAGUUGGCGGCGGAGCUCGGCAAGACCCUCCUGGAACGGAAUAAGGAGUUGGAGAACAUCAUCAAGUUGCACCAAGCUACCGAGGAGGAGCAGACGCAAGAAAUCGAGUACAUGAAAAAGCAGAUUGCCGCCCUGAGGGAGGUGAAUAAUACACGGCUAAAAGUCUACGAACAGCUGGAAGUUAGCGUGCAAGAUCUGGAACGUGCGAAUCAUCACCUGGUGAUCGAAAACACGAGCGAUAAGAAACUGAUCAAAAGCCAAUCCGUGACUAUCGAGAAUCUGGAAGUAAGAUGCGAGGAGCUUCAGAAGAAGAUUGACGACCUGACCGAACGACUGCGCCAGCAUGCCACGAGCCCGUCUAGGAAUAAUGCGCAACAACAACAUCAGCAACAACAACUGCAGCAGCAACAGAGUACCGAUUGGGAAACUUCGGAUACGCAAGGUGGCAGCGAGAAACAGAGAGCUGCCCCGAGCUCAUCGAAGUCCUCCCAAGAGACAAUCGAAGCUACUGCGACGAGUGACGAAGAGAUGACCACAUUGCUGACGCAGCUGCAGGACGCUCGUAAUCAAAGGGCUAGGGAACAGAAGAAAGUAUCCGAACUCAGUCAGCAGCUGACUACCUUGUUGCAGGAGAACGGCGCAUUGGAGGAACAAUUAACGGAGUGGCGUAAUAAGGCGCAAGAUGUAAAGAGUCUGCAAGACGAGAUUAGCACCUUGGAGGAAGUCAGACGAGGUCAGUUAUGCGGGCGUUGUUUGCGCGGCAUGGACACGAGAACGCACGACGAACUUUCCAUAAUGUUAGAUCAGGAAGAGUAUGACGACAUAAGUAUGGCCGAGUCUUUAAUCAGCGAGAAUCAGCGCGACUCCGAAUUGCCUGUACAGGAUACAUGCAGCAAAAAUGAAGGUACCGACGAACUGGACAGCGCGAAUCCUUAUCGGGUCUUGGUAGAGAAGUAUCAGGCUUUGUUGGAGGUGCAGAGACACUGUCAGCCUCGUCGCAAGGACGCUACACCCGCGACAUGCAUGUCGUUGCAGGAAGAGUUGGAGAUGUCCGGAGAAUUUAACAAUUUCUAUCCCGCUGCUUCCGAGGCCGAGGUUGCUGCUGCUCCGGAAUCGAUCAAGACCGCCUCGCGAACCAAACCUGAGAACGCCGGCAAGAAACCCUUCUCGGCCACUCCGACAGAUUUCUCUGAAGCCGAGACGUCGUCUUCAGGGUUCUCGGACGAGACCAGUAACAAGGCGACGCAGACAGACGGCAGGCCGGGUUCGUUCCUAUGUUCCAUUGCUGACGGCGAAGACUGCAAGUUCAGCAUUUAUGAUGACAACAGUCCGUUCGAGAGCAGAUUUCGCAAGACGCCCGAGUAUCGACAGCUCUUCAGCGAGAUCUUCAGCGUUUUGAAACGGGCAGCUGAGGCGAAGGAUGAGGGCGAGAAGUUGCCGUUGCUGGACGAACCCGCUACAUCGCAGACGAAGUACGACGUGUCGUUUCAAGAAGAUUUACAAAGCGAAGCAACGGAUGACAAUCAAAGCAUCAUGUCCUCCAUGGUAUCGUCGGUGGUUUCGGAACCAGUCUUCAGGGUGCAGUCCGCCAGCCCGGCCAACUCGAAGGACAGCAAACAAUCUGACAAGUCCAACAAUAUCUCCGCGAAUCAACAGCCCGCAAAGGACGCAAGCUGCAGACUGGAUUACGUGUCUCUUAAUUUACGCGUUCGCAAGAAGACCUCGACGAAAAAGAACGCCUCUAAGAAGGCGCAAUACAACGACCGGUCGACCACACCGGACGUUAUUCCCACGACGAAUCCGAAAUUCGUCCCGGCCAAACCUAACAGCGGCCGAAGAAGAUUCAAACCGUUCAAUCCUGCCGAGCACGAGCACUCCGGUGCGUGGAACGGUCAGCACAACGCAUAUCCGAAUCGGUCAAGGGAUAAGAAGCUGUACGGUCGUGGCUCAAACGAACAGCAGCAGCAGCAACAGCAGCACAACAAUUACGAGUACAAGGAUUUCAAACCUAGCACCGCGUCGGAAGAAGUGGCUCGGCUGAAGCGAUUAGAGAUGUCUUAUGCAGAAGUUCUUCGUACGCCUAACAACAAAUCCAGAGCCAAUAAUCAUCAUUAUCGUAGAAACCAAACGGGAUGAAUGAACGGACGGAACGAAGUUCGUACAAGAUCUAGAGUUUUAUAUUUGGAUUUCGAUUGUAUCCUGACUAAAAUAGAGAUGUCACGUUGAUCAAGCAUCAUUCAUCCCGUGAUGAGAUCCAGUAUUGUUUUGUACUUUCUUGUAAAUAUUCAAUGACGCGGAUACGUUUAGCGGCAUGUUUCUAUAAUAGGCACUAAUUAACGCGUCCGCAUCUUAGUUUUAAGUUUGAACAUUUCAUAUUUCAUUGUAUAUCCCCUUUCCUUCCACGCGGUGAAUGUAUAACGAUGAGUAUUGACCCCCUGUGGCAUCGUCGUUAGUCGUUACGGAGAAGAGAAAAAUUUAUCCAUGUGCCAUUUACUCUCCGUGUCAAAAUAUCAACUUCCGAUUUUAAAACUCGCACUACUCUUCGAUAACGUAUAACUUUCUCCCGGGGAGAUAGUGCAUGUCAGCAACAUGCGUGGUGUGUUAGCUUUUGUAUUUUAUAGAUAUGAAUAUUGUGAUGAUGUUGUACGUAUAAAUAAAUAAAUUCUUUAUCGUAUUAAGUCGCUCUUCCCUUUUUCGCGCUCUAUUGAGUAAGGUGGUGCAAUUUCAAAUGUAGUACAAAUCUGAAUGAAAUAAAAUUUGAAUCCAAUUUUCGAGUUUAAGUUUGGUUCUUUCUGAUUGGUGUGGUUCUUUUUAAUACCCUCCAAACAAUGAGAUCAAAGUUGCUAAAUUCGCACUUGAAUUUAGAUUCAUAUUUUCUUUUUCUUCUUUAAGGUCCUAUAUGGUUUUUCAACCACUUAUAAGGUUUCACAAUACCACGCGAUAAGAUGGAUCUACUGAUUCAAGGACAGAGACCAUACGUAGUCAAUUUUUGUCUCGUAUCAAAUCAAAGUCUCAUAGAUCUUUCUAUAUCUUUAUGACUUAAUUACGAUAUCGCGUAAGACACAUUAGAGCAAUAAUGCUCUUUAAACGAAGACACAAUUUUAGUAUUUAUCAGCAAGGUGUUCUCCUAAAUGCGAAAAAUCGCGUAUAUGGGGCACAGGUGGAAUCGAACUCGAAUCCAUGGAUCGCGAGUCGAUCACUCAGGGCAUGUUGCCACUCGUGCCACCGAUUUAAAUCUUAUUCCAUUCAGAAUUAUAUCCACAUUCGAAAUUGUACCAUUUUAUCCUCUAUACGUGAUUAUUAUAAAACGGAUCCUCAGUGAGAAAAUAAAUU